This is a messenger RNA of Nematostella vectensis (starlet sea anemone), 4044 nucleotides long. RefSeq lists its product as uncharacterized. Gene Ontology annotation, molecular function: nucleic acid binding. The transcript has a single exon. The record is from RefSeq and is a predicted model, not a curated record. Gene Ontology annotation, biological process: DNA-templated transcription termination. The coding region runs from base 1 to 4044 and encodes 1347 amino acids. NCBI's taxonomy places the organism in Eukaryota, Metazoa, Cnidaria, Anthozoa, Actiniaria, Edwardsiidae.
AUGGGGGUGAGUCCUCUUUACACCACUGAGAAGCGUCUCAAUGUUCUACCAACACAGACUGGUGAAGACGUGUCGGAGUUGUCCCACCAGACCCCCAAUGAGAUUCUGGAAUCUUGGUUUAAAGACAUAACUGGUUUGAUAGAAAUGGAAAACCAAACGGUGAGACAGUUGAAGGAUCUGAAGGUGAAAGAUCUGAAAGCCCUCGCCAAGGAGCGGGGUAUCCCAAGAUAUUACUGGAUGCGGAGAGACGAGCUCGUCGGGGCGCUGACCAGCACGUCACCACCACCACCACCCCGGCGGGUCCCUUUACCCAAACUUCUCAAAGGGCUACCACGUCCGCCUGAUAUUAUCCCAUCCAACACGUCGGAGAGUAUUCUCGACGGCCCGAUACCUGAGAUUGAUGUCCCCAUUCUCAAACCCUCCAAACCCACACGGAGUUCCCACGUCCAAUCACUUAAGCAUUUUGCAAACAGGACAGUCAACUCGAUCAAGAGCGAGUUAGAUGAGUUUGCGGAUUGGAUACUAUCUUAUGUCCCUGAGCCCAUCAAAAAGACCGCCAAAGAGGCUGUAGAUAAACGGGUCAAACGUCUGAAGGAGAGGAUUAAGCGUUUACACGGGGAAGCGGAAGAUCGCUUCACACCCAAGGAGCAAAAGACGGCGUUGAAGGGAUAUCUUAAGACUUAUGGGAUAGCCGGACAGGAGGGUUACGGUCCCAAGGAGUUUAUCACCAAGAUCAGACCAAAGGUUAUCAAACUCGUCAAUGACCGAAAGAAGCCCAUCAAGGUCAAGUUUGUCUUUACCUGCAGGUAUAUAAAAGAAGAUCUGGCUACAGGUCAGAUUGAGGAGGAGCUGGGAUAUCAUCAUACAGAAAAGCCUGAGAUCGUGACGGAGUCGACUGAUUUCUCUGAUUUGUUUAAUGUAAUGACGAAUCCUUUGAUCGGAUUAGUCGAAAAGUUCCAGAAGCAAGGCUCUGGGUGGCAGUUUGAUCGGGUGGAGUACUUUGAUAUUAACAUUGAUCCCUUUGAUCCUCUCUCCGGGAGCUCGUAUGUUGAACUACCAAAGGAGUUAGCGGUAAAGAAGGCGAUUAUCAAUGUGAGGAAUGAGAAUGAUCACAAGUGUUUCAAGUGGGCGGUAACCUCCGCCGUGUACCCCAAGAGGGAUAACCCUCAAAGACUCAGUAGAAAGAUGAUGGAGAACUCUGAGAGAUUCGACUGGUCGGGGAUAGAGUUCCCCGUCUCGUUGAGACAGAUCGACAAGUUUGAGAGACAGAACCCACAUACAGUCAAUGUGUUUACGUAUGAGGAGAAGAAAAUAUGUCCAUUGAGGAUCAGUGGGAAGGAUCCAUUCAAUGCAAUCAAUCUACUUCUCAUCUCAAACGGCGAGACGAGUCAUUACUGCUGGAUAAAGGACGUGAUGUCGUUAGUGUCUAGUCAAAUUGAUAAGUAUCACCAUACCCGAUUCCUAUGUUUUAGGUGUCUAAACUCGUUUCGGUGUGAAAUGGCGUUGGAGAAACAUUACGAGUACUGCUCAAAGAACGAGUCGGUCAGGAUAGAGAUGCCGAUGGAUAAAGACGGUAAGCCCCUUUACACUAGAUUCGUGAACUUUAACAGAAAAAUGCGGGUUCCCUUUGUCGUCUACGCAGACUUUGAGAGCUUCACAGAGAAUAUAGACACUUGCUCCCCAGAUGAGAGCAGGAGUUUCACUAAACAAUAUCAGAAACACAAACCGUCAGGCUUCUGCUAUCUCAUCAAAUGCAUUGAUGACGGUGUGUUUUCACCCAAGCUGGUUCAGAGGACGGUCCAAGGGUCUGCCGAGGAUGUCGCGCAGCUGUUUGUGGAGUCUCUCGAGUCAGACAUCAAGGAGAUUUACAAUAAGUUCAAGUUCCCCAAGGAGGUGGAGAUGACGCGGGAGGAUGAGAUGAACUAUGACAAUGUCACUCAUUGCCACAUCUGUGAGGGUGAGUUAGGAGAGGACAAGGUUUUGGACCAUUGCCACCUCACCGGGAAGUACAGAGGUGCUGCUCACAACGAAUGCAACCUUCGAUUUAGAGCUCCAAAGUUCUUUCCUGUUCUCUUUCAUAACCUCUCCGGGUAUGAUUCACACUUGUUUGUCAAGAAUCUUGGUACGUCGGAGGGUAAAAUAAACUGCAUACCUAAUAACGAGGAGAAGUAUAUCUCUUUCACAAAACAGGUUGUGGUCGACAGGUUUACGAACAAAGAGGGCAAACAGGUUGACGUUAAGCGUGAUAUCAGGUUUAUCGACAGUUUCAAGUUCAUGUCCGCUAGCCUCGACAGUCUAGUGAAGAAUUUACCGAGAGAGUCUUUCAAGAACCUCACGACUUACUAUGAGGGAGAACAGUUACAGCUGUUGUUGAGGAAGGGCGUCUUCCCAUACGACUGGUUCUGUAACUUUGAUCAACUAGACGCUAUCCAACUUCCGCCUAAAGAAGCGUUUUACUCGACUCUCAACGAUACGGACAUAUCGGAGGAAGAUUACCAACACGCGCAAAAAGUGUGGGAAACCUUCAAGAUGAGCACCAUGAGGGAUUACCACGAUCUCUAUCUUGAGUCGGACGUGCUCCUGUUGGCAGACGUUUUCGAGAACUUUAGAGAUGUCUGUCUCGAGAACUAUGGCCUGGACCCAGCCUGGUACUACACAGCACCCGGACUGGCUUGGGAUGCAGCCCUAAAGAUCACAAGGGUAGAGUUGGAGUUGCUGACCGAUUGCGAUAUGUUACUCAUGUUUGAGGAGGGUAUUCGCGGAGGUGUCUCCAUGAUAUCCACCAGACAUAGUAAGGCAAACAACCCCUACAUGAGAGAGUACGAUCCCAACCUACCGACAAAGUACAUUACCUACCUGGAUGCAAACAACUUGUACGGCUGGGCGAUGAGUAAACCUCUGCCCACUCACGGGUUCAGAUGGAUGACGGACCAAGAGCUGAAGGAGUGGGGACGUCACCCAUGCGUCGUGGAGGUUGACAUGGUGUAUCCACAUCACCUUCAUGAUUCACAUGAUGACUACCCGUUAGCUCCAGAGAGCAUCAAGAUUAACAAGGUAGGCAAGUUGAUCCCAAACCUUAACAACAAAACAAAGUACGUCGUCCACCAUGAGACUCUGAAACUUUAUGAAAGUCUUGGGUUAAAAGUCACGAAGGUUCAUAGGGGUAUCACCUUUGAGGAGUCUGGAUGGUUGAAGACCUACAUUGACCUAAACACGAGCCUCAGAGCAAAAGCGACAAACGAUUUCGAGAAAGAUUUUUUCAAGUUAAUGAACAACUCUGUUUUCGGGAAAACCAUGGAGAACAUUAGAAACAGGGUGGACAUCCGGCUGAUCACAAACGAGAAACAGGCUAGGAAACUAAUAUCAAAGCCUAAUUACAAGCAUCGUACCAUCUUUUGUGAAAACCUUGCGGCUAUCCACAUGAGGAAGACGAGACUGGUUUUCAACAAGCCCGUCUACUUGGGUAUGUGUAUCCUGGAUCUGAGUAAGAAUCUCAUGUAUGAUUUUCACUACGGUUACGUUAAACCAAAGUAUGGUGACAAGGCAAAGUUGCUGUUUACAGACACGGAUAGUCUGAUGUACGAGAUAGAGACGGAGGAUUUUUACAAGGACAUUAGCGGUGAUGUGAGAUCCAUGUUUGACACAAGCAACUAUCCAAGGAAUCACCCGUCUGGCAUCGAGUCAGGGUUGAACAAGAAGAUCAUUGGCAUGUUCAAGGAUGAGACUGGAGGUCUACAAAUCACAGAGUUCGUCGGGCUGAGAGCUAAACUCUACUCGUACAGGAUGGACGGUGGUGGAGAAGCGAAGAAAUGCAAGGGUGUCAAGAGGGCAGUCGUAAAGAAAACCAUCAGUCUCGAUAAUUACAAGGAUUGCUUGUUUGGUAAGGAGCCUCAGAUGAGGAUGAUGAAUGUCAUCAGGAGUCAUGGACACAAUGUCUACACCGAGACGGUGAACAAGAGGGCGCUAUCUCACGAGGACGACAAGAGAAUCAUCUGUGACGAUGGUAUUCACACCCACGCUCACGGUUAUCUCGGGAGUGUCUGA